Molecule: messenger RNA, 2037 nt
Organism: Engraulis encrasicolus (European anchovy)
Lineage: Eukaryota; Metazoa; Chordata; Actinopteri; Clupeiformes; Engraulidae
Product: glial fibrillary acidic protein-like
Exons: 11
Coding region: 39-1784 (581 amino acids)
Biological process (GO): intermediate filament organization
Cellular component (GO): cytoplasm; intermediate filament
Molecular function (GO): structural constituent of cytoskeleton
Source: RefSeq, a predicted model, not a curated record
GCAUCGAAUUCAAGAACAACCAACGCCAGGGAGUCAUCAUGAGUCACAGCCCGGAAAGGAUCUCCUCCUACCGCCGCCACUUCGAGGGCGCGCUGGCCUCCUCAUCCUCCUCCUCUCUCCAGAUCCGCGUCUCCAGCCCCUCUCCAGCUCGCAGGAGCAACCGUGCCCGCUCGGCCAGCUACAAUCGUAGUGCUGCCGUGGGGCACAGGGCCGUGUCUGGUUCCCGCAGGUCGCAGGUGACUGGAAGCAGCGCCAUCAUGAGCAUGAGUGCCCUGUGCGUGAGCGGCGCCGCUGGGGCUGUGGAUCUGGAUGCGGCGUCCGCGGAGAACCAGGCCUUCCUGAACACCCGCACCACCGAGAGGCAGGAGAUGAUCACCCUUAACGACCGUCUGGCCAAUUACAUCGAGAAGGUGCGUUCCCUGGAGUCUCAGAACAAGAUUCUGGAGACGGAGAUCGAUGCGCUGCAGAACCGCUUCACCAAGCCCUCUGGACUGCGCAUGCUGUACGAGGAGCAACUGAGGGAGAUGAAGAGGGUGGCCGACCAGAUGAUGGCUCAGAGGGACCUGGCGGUUGCUGCUAAGGAUGCCAUGGGUGCCCAGCUGGAGAUGCUGAAGGCAAAGUACGAGGAAGCUCUGGAGUCCCGCAAGAAGGCCGAGAUGGAAAUCGAAGCUUUCCGCCCCGAUGUGGAUGCUGCUACCGCUGCCCGCAUCGCCCUGGAGAAACAGCUGGAUAACCUGGAGCGCCAACUGGAGUUCCUGCAGAGGGUCCACAAGCAGGAAAUCGACGAGCUGAUGGCUCAGAUCUACAGCACGGUGGCUAAAGUGGACGUGGCGUUUGCUCUGCCCGACCUCGGCUCUGCACUCAAGGAUAUCCAGGCACAGUAUGACAGCAUCGCGGCCAAGAACUUACAGGAAAUGGAUGCAUGGUACAAAACUAAAUUCCAGGACAUGUCACAUAAGUCAACAAGACACGCAACAUCUGUACGCGGCGUGAGAGAGGAGAUCACAACGCUGAAGAAAGAGAUGCAAAGUAAGGAGCGGGAGCUGGAUUCGCUGAGGACCAGGAACGAGGCUCUGGAGGCAAAGCUGCGUGAUGCUAUCGAGCGUUACAGGAAGGAGGAAGAGGCUCUCCAGGCCAGAAUUGAGGCUGUCAAACAGGAACUGAGUGGAAUCAAGAGCAAGAUCGCUGUGAUGCUGAAGGAAUACCAAGAACUCCUGAAUGUCAAGAUGUCCUUGGAGAUUGAGAUCACAACCUACAGGAAACUGAUCGAGGGUGAGGACAGCCGCCUGAACACCAUGGUGAGGAACAUGUCCCUCAUGGGCAGCGCUGGCAUGAUGGCAGGUGGCAUGAUGGCAAGUGGCAUGAUGGCAAGUGGCAUGAGCGCCAGCAUGGCCGCUGGCAGCGCAUCGUCUGUAAGUGCAAGUAGCAUGUCAGCAACGGAAAAGAGUGCUAUGGGCGUGGCGGCGUCUACAUCAGCGGCCAUGACCACCAAUGGCAAUGGCAUGAGCAGCAUGGUGGCCAACGGUGUGAAUGGCUUGUCUGAGUCCAUGAGCUCUGCCUCCAGCAUCAGCAGCUCCAUGGAGACCGCCUCCACCAUGGAGAUGGAGUCCAAGAGCGUGUCCAAGACCGUCACCUCAUCCUUCGCCGAAGAAGAGGCAGUGGAGAUGACCGAGAGGAAGACCGUGCUCAUGAGAACAGUUAAGACCGAUGAGAACACGAUCCAGAGUGACACACAGGAGCAAACCUUCAUCAUCUCUGGGGCCGUCACCGACGUCGACCUUUGAGGAAGACACAAGUCAACACCCCCCCCACCCCUCACCCCAUCCUCAUCUCUGACCUCCAUGACCUGAUGACCUUGACCCAUGGCAACAACCCCUAGUUGCACCCCCCACUUGUUCUUCUUCUUUGUCUGUCGUAUUGUGUGGCCCUUUGCUUUUAAAACUAACAUGUAGACCUGUAGGCUUUCAUUUUCUCCUGUGGGUCUUCUCUCCUCCUGUGGCACACCAAGCAAAGAAAUAAACAAACUAGCAAGUAAAA